Molecule: messenger RNA, 1111 nt
Organism: Erythranthe guttata (spotted monkey flower)
Lineage: Eukaryota; Viridiplantae; Streptophyta; Magnoliopsida; Lamiales; Phrymaceae
Gene: EXPA6
Product: expansin A6
Biological process (GO): plant-type cell wall organization
Cellular component (GO): extracellular region
Source: RefSeq, a predicted model, not a curated record
CCUCCACUUCCUUCUCACUCAUCCCACCCCUUUCUCUCUCUAACCAAACCCUACUCCCAAUUUCUAGUGAGAGAAAAUGGCUCUCCUCGCUGUAAUAGCCUGCAUUGCUACAAUUGUUUCAGUCCUGCCACCACCAAUUGAGGCGAGGAUUCCCGGCGUGUACUCCGGCGGUGGCUGGCAGGGCGCCCACGCCACCUUCUACGGCGGCAGCGACGCCUCCGGCACUAUGGGUGGGGCGUGCGGGUACGGGAAUCUGUACAGCCAGGGUUACGGAGUGAACACGGCGGCGCUGAGCACGGCGCUGUUCAACAACGGCUUCAGCUGCGGGGCAUGCUUCGAGAUAAAGUGCGCCAACGAGAAGCAGUGGUGCCACGCUGGCAGCCCUUCCAUCCUGGUCACGGCCACCAACUUCUGCCCGCCCAACUACGCCCUGCCCAACGACAAUGGCGGGUGGUGCAACCCGCCCCGUACCCAUUUCGAUCUCGCCAUGCCCAUGUUCCUCAAGAUCGCCGAGUACCGCGCCGGAAUUGUCCCCGUCAACUUCCGCAGGGUGGCAUGUAGGAAGCAAGGAGGUAUAAGGUUCACAAUAAACGGGUUCCGUUACUUCAACCUGGUUUUGGUAACCAACGUCGCGGGUGCAGGGGAUAUCGUGAGGCUGAGCAUAAAAGGUACGAGGACUGGUUGGAUGAGCAUGAGCAGAAACUGGGGUCAAAACUGGCAGUCAAACUCUGUUCUGGUUGGUCAGUCACUUUCCUUCAGGGUCACAGGCAGUGACCGACGCACUUCCACCUCAUGGAACAUUGCUCCCGCCAAUUGGCAAUUCGGUCAAACAUUUGUUGGAAAGAACUUCAGGGUUUGAAUUUACCGAUUUACCCCUAGGGCUUUUACGGAAUUUUGAAAAAGAGGAGGAGAGAGAAGGUAUUAUGAAUUUGGAGUUUGUUUCUCUGUUUUGAGUUUUGGAGAGAGAGGAAGAAAAGGCUGAGGCGGCUGCACAAAAUACUGUAGCCCGCAGUUUCUAUAAAAUUUAAUUACAUAGUUUUCUAUUUGGGUAAAUGGUGUGUGAUGGUAUUUUUACUUUCUUUAUUUUAAUGGAAAUGCUUGUUUUUUUUCA